Pseudoliparis swirei is the source of this 5648-nucleotide messenger RNA. It is a transcript of the gene golga1, whose product is annotated as golgin A1. Gene Ontology annotation, cellular component: Golgi apparatus. The coding region runs from base 322 to 2724 and encodes 800 amino acids. NCBI's taxonomy places the organism in Eukaryota, Metazoa, Chordata, Actinopteri, Perciformes, Liparidae. The record is from RefSeq and is a predicted model, not a curated record. The transcript is spliced from 27 exons.
UCUGUGGUGAUUACGUGUAUCUCAGCUGCUAGCGGCGGCAGCUAGCCGGUCACACGGGACGUCAUAAGCGGGGUAACACCGACUGACACGACGGUAGCGGCCCGUUGAGAGGAGGCAGACCGGAAGAGCAGACACCGAGUCACGGACCGAUACUACCGGAGAUAAUAUGCAGUAGCAGGAUGGAGUCACGGGUACCGGUCCGACCCGAGCGGUUCUGCACGAGGCUCCGGCUCAACCCUCGCCACCAGGAGCCGUAACGUGCAUCGCGACCACGCCGCAGACGUCCACUCGCCCUCGGAGAGAAACACGCGGAGCGCCGACAUGUUCGCCAAGUUGAAGAAGAAGAUCGCGGAGGAGGCCGCCACGGCGCCUCGGACCGGCGUCCGGAUCCCGCGCACCAUCAGCAGGGAGUCCAUCGCCUCGGGGGGGGGGGCGGACUCGGGGGACGACUUCGCCUCUGAUGGCAGCAGCUCCAGGGACGACCUGCCCACCCAGCUUCUCAGAAGGAACGAUCAGAUCCGGAAGCUGGAGGCGAAGCUCUCAGACUACGCUGAGCAGCUGCGAAUUAUGCAGAAGACCAAGGAGAAGCUUGAGGUUGCGUUAGAAAAGCUUCAGGAUUCGUCCAUCAAGAAGCUCCAGGACCAGAACGAGUCCCACCAGGCCAGCAGAGCGCGGCUGGCCGACGGCAUGGCGCUCGCCCUGGAGAAGAAGGAGCAGGAAUGGAUGGAGAAGAUGACUGAUGUGGAAAAGGAGAAGGCCUCCCUCUCGGCCCGGGUGGAGGACAUGAUGGAGCAGAGUGUAGCCUUGUUCCAGAAGAGGGAUGACCUGGACGAGCUGGAGGGCUUCCAGCAGCAGGAGAUGGCGAAGGUCAAACACAUGCUGCUGAAGGAGGAGCAGCAGCUGAGCCGGCGGGACCUGGAGCUGCAGCAGAAGGAGGCCGAAGUCCAGAGGAGCCGGCGAGCGCUGCAGGAGAGCCGCAGCCUCAACGCCGAGCUGGAGGUGGAGCGGGAGGAGCUGCUGCUGCUCCGAGAGGAGGCGGAGCUGAAGAUCGGGGAGCUGCAGGCCGUCGUGCAACAGGUGUCGGAGGACUUCCAGAAGUCCCAGAGGACGGCGUCGACCCUAGAGGAGGCCCUCGAGGAGCUGCAGGCGGAGCGCGACGCCCUGAAGUUACAGCAGCAGAAGGUCAGGACGCCAUCCAGAGAUGUGUGUCGCUCGCUGCUGGACCUGCAGAGGAAAGUCUCGUCUCUGGACCGCCGGCUGCAGGAGAACCUGAGCCCAGAACAGCACCUCCAGGAGCUCCUCCAGGAGAAGUGCAUUCUGGAGACGAGUCUGGAGGAGACCAGAGCUGAACUGCUACAGGUCAGGACCAACCACCAUGACACCGUCAGCUCCCUGGAGACACAGGUCUCCAGGCUGAGCUGCAGCGUCUCUGAACUUCAGACUCUCCUCAGACACAAAGACGACUCGUCCAGAUCCUACAAGGAGAGGACGGACACACAGAUCUCUAACUUGGAGCAGAGCGUCCUGGACGGAGCGGCGAGGACGAAGAGCGCUGAGCGGCAGCUCUCAGAGACGCUGCAGCAGGAGGACCGACAGCGGGCCUCUCUGGAGCAGCAGAGUCAGGAGGAGGCGCGCCGCCUGGAGGAGACCAUCUCCUCCUUACAGGGGGAGACUCAGAGGCUGCAGGACGCAAUGGUGGAUCUGGAGCAGCAGAGGCUCCUGGGGGCCUCCAGGCUCAGCCAGAGGACGGAGCAGCUGGAGCAGAGCCGGGUGGAGCUGAGCAGUCAGCAGACGGUAAGCACAGAGAUCGCUAAAGCUCUGGAAGAAAGCCGACGUCAGAAGGAGGAUCUUCAAACCCGGGUGGUAGAGAUGACGUCAUCGCUCCAGACCUCCCAGCAGCAGCUGGCGCUGGCGGAGGAGAACGCCACGGCGCUGCAGAACGAGGUUCAGAGUCUGCAGGCGUCUCUGGGGCAGCUGCAGGAGGAGGCGGAGCUACAGAGGGUCCUGAUGGAGCAGGUGGAGCUGGACAGAGACGCCCAGCUGAGCCGCCUGAGGGACGAGAAGCUCACACACACACAGCAGCUGGACGGCUGCCAGGCUCGGGUGUCGUACCUGGAGGUGGAGGUGGAGACGUUGACGGAGCAGCUGCACAGCCCUGAGGUGUGUGAGCAGGACCAGAAUGGCAGCGUGGCGCCGGAAGACCUGGACCACAUCCAGAAGGUCAACCGGGAGCUGGAGCAGCAGCUCGCCGACAAGAACCGGAUCAUCAAGCAGCUGCAGCAGAGGCUGGCUGAGCUGAAGAGGACGCUGCAGAAGGAGCUGAAGCUGAAGCCUGAGCCGGAGGCCGAAGGGAAGGAGAAGUUCCCAGAAGGCCGAGCGGACAAACCGGAGCGUGUCGGUCCAGACCCCCAGAUGCCUCCGGCCUCCUCCGCCAUGAGCCCCCCCACCUCCAGCACCCUGGUGACCAACACCUCGGACCUCAACGACUCUCGAGAAAUCAACUUUGAGUACCUCAAACACGUCGUGCUCAAGUUCAUGUCGUCCAGGGAGGCCGAGGCGUUCCAGCUGAUCCGAGCCGUGUCGGUGCUGCUGAACUUCAGUCGGGAAGAAGAGGACAUGUUGAAACAGACUCUGGAGUACAAGAUGUCCUGGUUUGGAUCCAAGCCGUCUCCGAAGGGGGCCAUCCGGCCCUCCGUCUCAGGCUCCUCCUCCCAGUGGGGCUGAUGAAGCGUUCGAGAGAACCAGGAGGAGGGGGGAUCCUCCAGGAGGAGGGGGUCCCUCCAGGAGGAGGGGGAUCCCUCCAGGAGGAGGGGGAUCCUCCAGGAGGAGGUCCCUCUGUGAGCAGGACUCGGGACACAUUGAAGGGGGAGGACGGAGAAGACUUCUAACUUCAUUUCUCCGUGGUGAAGGCCGGCCUUUGGCCGCAUGUUAUUAUGUCACGGAGGGUAAACUUGUACACAUUCACACUGGAAUUUUGAGAGUCAAAUUUUUCAUUCCCUGACUCAUGUCGAAAAAAUAUUUUUUCAAUUCUGUGAAAACGGCAAAAAGUGAGUCGGCAUGUCGGGAAACGAGGCGUAAACAAGGGCCUGACUGUUAUCUCGGUUCUACCCGGUUAAAAACACUAAAUCUGUUUUUAACCAGAACGAAUAUGACUUGAAGCGUCUCCUCUGGACCGAAGGAGCGUCGAUGGCUGCAGGACCUUGACCUUUGAGCUUUUAGCGUGUGACCUUUGUGUUGACAUCAGAGGGCUUCGCCGUGAAAGGGACUUGAAGAGAACCUAGAACCUUCCACAUGGUCCGUGUAGAAGGAUCUGACUUGUUCUCCCGGGCUUGAAGCCGGUGUAUCUUGGUGAUGGCGUUAGUAUCAGGCUACUUUAUGAAGCCACGAGCACAAUCGAGGGAAGCCAUUGGGUUUUACAUCCAACGGUACAAAUUCAAAUUAUUUUUGGGGAUUGAUGGUAAUUGCUGAGUCGUGAUUAAUCGUGUGGGGGGGUGAAGGUUUUAACAAAACCUCCGUGGUUUUUAUUUCUCUUCAAAGUGACGUGUUCAUCAAGUUUCUUCACUGUGGUUCCAUCCUCCAGGACCGUUACCGGUCUGGACCCUCAGACCGGGUCUGGCUCUCGUUGGGAUCCGAUCCACCGGACCACGUGCCGAGGUGGUCUGGCUCACAUUGAGUCCAGGUCUCAGUGAGGGCUGUGGACAGCAUGUGGACUCAAUCCAGUCCAGCACACGUAGGUCUCCAUCACCCCCACCUCAAAGGAGACAGACCUGCUGUCUGAGUCCUGAUCCAGGAUCUAGCUCCUUCAAAAUAAAAGCUUUUAAAGAACAGAAUAUCUGAUAAAAAUGAUUAAAUUGUGUCAUCAGCCGAGCGUCGUUAAAUAAAACCCAGACCACUCGGACUGUAGGAAGAGGAAGCAUCACAAAUAAUGUGGGACUUUUAUUGUGGAGGAUUUACAGGAGAUGCAAUGUAUUUAUUCAUGUUUUACCGCCUUUGAGUAUGAAGGGUUUGGGACACGAGGCGUAUUCAAAAGACUAAGAGAUGGUCUGGUACAGAUUGUUUAGGCUCCUACAAGUAUUGCAGAAUAAUAAAUACAGAGUAGAAAUAUCUGAUGAUGAUUUAUUGGAAAUUAUUUGGAACAUUUGUACUUUUACACAAACACAUUGUGGAUAAGGAUCCCUUGGAUUUGGUUAAUAAAGAGCUAUGUGAGAUAUUCCAGUGUAAUAAUAAAGGCCUCUGUCUGCUCUUGAAGACUAAGUAUGCAUUGAAGUGGGUCCCAGUGCUGAGCCGGCGGACCCUAAUCUCAUGUUGGAGAACACAAACAGGGCUUGAUCUGGGUCCAACAGUCUCCUGGGGGAACCAAGAUGGCUGCUCCUCUAACACCAGUUAGCUGAUAUAUAUAGCAUUGUGAUGAAAUAAGUGAAUGCAAUGUACAUGAUAACGGGCUCUACCUUUACCUGCCUUUGCUAAUGUAAAAAGUACAUUCCACGUGUAUUUAUAUGGAGACGUAUGUACAUACUGUAUGCAUUAAGAACUUUAUAAAUCAGUGGAUGCCGAUGGUUUUCAGUGUUUAUCAUCAUCAGAGGCCAGAACCUGAAGGCGCCGCUCAUCUCGGUCAUUCCUCCCUGGAGAGCUGUGGACAUCAGUGGGGAGCCUGCAUGUGGAGCCAUGCGCACUGUGAAGGUGCUCUUUACAGUGCGAGGCUAUGAGGCAGAACAUGGCAUCGUCUGUGUGUGAUUAUGCAAGCGCUCAUCCUCCAGUGUUUCUAAUGAUGGGUGAUAUUAUUAUUAUUAAUAAUAGUGUGCUAUCUCCGUGAGAGGAAACAGAAACCCUGAACCUGACUCUGCUGUGUUUAAACACAACUGUACAAUCACUGCAGCGCCGCUGUCUUUGGCUUCUUAUGGUUUAAUAUCUGCCACUGCAACGGUUUCUUUUUCCAACAUUUAUUACAAAUAAACUUGAAAUGAUGAAUUCACUCAUCCUGCCUCCAGACAUAUUUGGUGGGAAUGCUAACUGUCUCCUUUCUACUCAAAGGUCUUCAACGUGUCAUCAUUCUCACCCAUUCACACUCUGAUGGGAGGAGCUACCUCCUUAACUCGGGGUCGGGAACCGUUAAUUUGAGCAUAAAGCUGAACCAUAAGAGUGUGAAAGGUUUCUGAGUACUUAGUUUAUCUCGUUUCCUUUCCUUGAGGAGGAACUACAAAUCCUCAGGACUUAAAACGACUGCUCGUUUUCACGUCUUUAGCUUGUUUCCGGCUGCUUUUCCACCCUCCGCCAGUGAGCGGCGCUGUUUUGACCCGCGAAGCCACGAAGAAGAAGAAGGCCUCCGGAAGCUAUAUAUAGUGAGCGCGUGGAGCUUCCGGUCUUUCCUACAGGGCUGGAGCGCGAUCACGGUGAGGAGCGCGAGACUCGACCGCCCGUUGAGUCCUGACUGAUCGACCAGAACCUGGAGAACCUGAGUUCUACAGUGUCCUGACCGUGAUCAAGCAGACCCAGAAGGAGAACCUGAGGAAGUUCUACAGGGUAAGAAGGAGACGCUCCGGGACCUGAGACCCAGGAGACCAGAGCUCUGCACCGCCGGACCAACAACCUGGACUCCUCCCAGCUUAGAGGCUUCCUCUGUUGACAAAUAAAACCUGUGUCAAAGACAA